Otolemur garnettii (small-eared galago) is the source of this 1296-nucleotide messenger RNA. RefSeq names its product Wnt family member 3A (gene WNT3A). Gene Ontology annotation, biological process: multicellular organism development; canonical Wnt signaling pathway; cell fate commitment. NCBI's taxonomy places the organism in Eukaryota, Metazoa, Chordata, Mammalia, Primates, Galagidae. Gene Ontology annotation, cellular component: extracellular region. The transcript is spliced from 4 exons. Bases 102 to 1160 code for a protein of 352 amino acids. The record is from RefSeq and is a predicted model, not a curated record. Gene Ontology annotation, molecular function: cytokine activity; frizzled binding.
GGGCCCAGCGCCACUGCCGCGCCAGCUCUCAGGGCCCGGCCCGCCCCGGUGCUCGAGCUCUCGGGGCGGAUUCCUGGCCCUCCGCGCUCUCCCGCCCGGCGAUGGCCCCGCUCGGAUACUUCUUAUUCCUCUGCAGCCUGAAGCAGGCGCUGGGCAGCUACCCGAUCUGGUGGUCCCUGGCUGUUGGGCCCCAGUACUCCUCCUUGGGCACACAGCCCAUCCUGUGUGCCAGCAUUCCAGGCCUGGUACCCAAGCAGCUGCGCUUCUGCCGGAACUAUGUGGAGAUCAUGCCCAGUGUGGCUGAGGGCAUCAAGAUGGGUAUCCAGGAGUGCCAGCACCAGUUCCGAGGACGUCGCUGGAAUUGCACCACUGUCAACAAUAGCCUGGCCAUCUUUGGGCCUGUGCUGGACAAAGCCACCCGAGAGUCAGCCUUUGUCCACGCCAUUGCCUCAGCUGGAGUGGCCUUUGCGGUGACACGUUCGUGCUCAGAGGGUGUGGCUGCCAUCUGUGGCUGUAGCAGCCGCCAUCAGGGCUCACCAGGCGAGGGCUGGAAGUGGGGCGGCUGCAGUGAGGACAUCGAGUUUGGCGGUAUGGUGUCUAGGGAGUUUGCAGACGCGAGGGAGAACCGGCCAGAUGCCCGCUCGGCCAUGAACCGUCACAACAACGAGGCUGGACGCCAGGCCAUCGCCAGCCACAUGCACCUCAAAUGCAAGUGCCAUGGGCUGUCAGGCAGCUGCGAGGUAAAGACCUGCUGGUGGUCGCAGCCCGACUUCCGAGCCAUUGGCGACUUUCUCAAGGACAAAUACGACAGCGCCUCAGAGAUGGUGGUGGAGAAGCACCGCGAGUCCCGCGGAUGGGUGGAGACGCUGCGACCGCGCUAUACCUACUUUAAGGUGCCCACGGAGCGCGACCUGGUCUACUACGAGGCCUCCCCCAACUUCUGCGAGCCCAACCCGGAGACAGGCUCCUUCGGCACACGCGACCGCACCUGCAAUGUGAGCUCGCAUGGCAUCGACGGCUGUGAUCUUCUGUGCUGCGGCCGAGGUCACAAUGCGCGCACAGAGCAGCGCCGGGAGAAAUGCCGCUGCGUGUUCCACUGGUGCUGCUACGUCAGCUGCCAGGAGUGCACGCGCGUCUACGACGUGCAUACCUGCAAGUAGUUGGAGGGGCGGAGUUCUGCCGGGUGGGGCAGGCCCCGCCUGGGUGGGCUCCUAGGCUGGGUUUCUCCCUAGGUAGAGCAUGUGUCCUUCCUGGAAGGAAUGAAACGGGGCUCCUCCCAGGGGCCAGGGCUCCUAC